UGACCAAUACGACUAGGGUAUAAAUAAUAUAUUAUUAAUUAAAUUUCAGUUCUAUAUAUAUCACGUGACACUACUCCAUACCGAACAUUCCAUUCCUCUGACCGAGGCCACAGUAUCCAAUUCCGAUGGAGCAUCCAUGCACCUUUCGACCUUCCUUCAAGGCACCUUCUAGCUCAACCCUAACGCACCAUAGACCCAGCAAUCCUUCCACAAGUCUACCAAUUUCUCUCCACGCAACGCGCAGCAAUCAUUUUCAUCCCGCCCUCAACUCUCACCCACCAAAAACUCGCCCUCACAUUCCUCCCUCUAACAUGGUGCCUCCACACCUGUUCCUGGACCAUCACUGGGCCCAGCCUCCCAUCCUCAAUUCACGCUCUCUGGGCUACCGAACUUUUACUCUUCUCUAAACAACGAGAGAAGUUCUAGCUCAUCCACCGUCCGAGAAGCGGCGCUCCAUUCGCGGUUCCGAGUUUGAAGGCCGGGGAGCAGAAAGAGAUGGAGGGGCAAGGGCUGACUUGGAAAGAGGUUCAUCCGGGAGGAACUCGGAAACGGUUUUGGUGGGUGUUCAAGCUGCAGUUGAGUGUGCGGUAUAUCGGCAGGGAUGUUGGAGAAGGCAAGAUCGAGCCAGAAGGAGGGAUUAAGUCGUCGAAGAGUGGGCAUCAAGUUGUGUGGUGGGCGAAGGGGAUAGUAUUUGUGGGAACCCGCUUACGUGUUCGAGAGUUGACGAACAACUACCGGCACUUCGACCCUUAUUUCCAAAUCGAGGUGGAUACCCGAUGGAGCGUUUUCCGAGAAUGGCGAGAACUUUUCUCUUGGAGUAUUUUCUUGGUAUCAUCCCUCCGAGACAACUUCGGGUUCUCGUCAUAUCGGCAGUAUACCGAUGUCGCCGUGCCACGUGAUAUAAUGGCGAUGAUUGCUGUGACGUUGGGUAGAUUCGGGAUCCUCGAUGACUUUUGGGAAGGUGUUGAGAGCUGGCCUUCCUUAAUGGGUAGUCCGCUUGCGGCCUUGGAGUGUGGGUUGAGAGGUUUUUGGGGAGAAUCUUGGCAUCAAUCGAAUCGAAAUGUGAGACCUCUUUCUAAACUUGACAUUGAACCCUUGCUGAUGAAUGCAGAUUUUGAUGAGUCCCGGGAAAGCACUGGGGCGUAAGCUAGGCGUUUGCCCGAAAUCUCUACAGGCGUAUGGAUUACAGGCGAUGGUAGCUUGUCUUGUGUGAUACAUGCUGCUGCACUUCCUCGCGACGCGUCGAAAAACGCUGUUCUGAGAUAUUUCGGCUUCUUCCCGAUUCACGCUGUC
This is a messenger RNA of Hyaloscypha bicolor E, 1293 nucleotides long. RefSeq lists its product as uncharacterized. The coding region runs from base 496 to 1146 and encodes 216 amino acids. The transcript has a single exon. The record is from RefSeq and is a predicted model, not a curated record. NCBI's taxonomy places the organism in Eukaryota, Fungi, Ascomycota, Leotiomycetes, Helotiales, Hyaloscyphaceae.